AUGAAGACUCGGUUCGCGGGCUCGGUACUAGUGAUGUCCGCGGUGUUCGCGAUGUUCGCGUCCGUGCAGCCGUCGUUGGCCGCCGUCCCCGCCGCGGAUGCCGCCGCCGCGGCCGCCGACGAUACGGUCUCGCCGACGACGACGAAGACCAUGACAGUGUCUACCACCGGCGUUGCCGAAGGUCGCGGACACUUCCAGAAGAUGGCGAUGAACCCGUACAUGAUGAUACCGCAGUUGAUUGCGCUGGGAUUCGCGCCAAUCGUUCUGGCCAAUCUCAAAAUGAUGGUCAUGUCGGCGUUGAUGAUGAACAACAUGGCCCUGAACGCGGCCAUUUUCAUGACCAUCCGGAACAUGGUGUUCGGGCCCCGGCCCAAAGUCAAGUACGUCAAUUACGGUUAUCGCGAUCAUCCGCAUCAUCACCAUCACUACGGCGGCGACACGUCCCAUCACCACCAUCACGCCGGGGACGGUCAUCUACGCCAACAGCACCAAGACGAGCAACUGUUACAAACGUCGGUGGACGGCAUAGAAACGUACGAGCGCCGCAAAAGGACCGCUGUCUCUUCGUGACCCGGUUUAAACACAUCGUAAUAACAAUAAUAAUAGUAAUAGGUAUACAUAAUAUGUGAAUCGCAAAUGCGGAAAGGGCACAAAAUUCGAAUUUUAACAUUAUUUCGAGAGUUACGAAAAUACUUAAUAUCUCUGUGUAAAAAAAAAAAAAUGUCAUGUUAACUAAUGUUCAUGGGCGAUUUAUCCGGAGUGGGCGUAGUAAAAUCAAACACCAAAAAGUAUUUAAAAUAAAAUUAUAUUAAUGCGCCCCGUUUUGCUCCGCCUCCGGAGCCCCGUGCUAAUGUAACAGUGUUAAAUAUCGCCUAUAAGUCUCUACAGUCGUUCUAUGAAAUAUUUUCAGGGACCGCGUUGACAGGGACACAUUGUGGCCCGGGACGCCAAAGCUUUAUAAAACUGUAUGGCUUGAUGAUUGUUUUAUUUGCAAACGAUUCGAUUAGAAUAUUUUACGAAUAUCGCUUCGGUAAUCAGAACAGCGUGUGUGCAACCUACAGAAACGACGCAUAGUAAGACGCGUACCUAUAGAAAAACAUUCAGUGGUAAAGGACGACUCGUGUUCGACGGGAAUGCUAAACGUUUGAAUACGAUUUUAACACAACCGUACGAAAAUGACAACAUUUUUGGGGGGAGGAGGGAUAAUAAUCUCCCGUUCGUCACCCCCCCCCCCCC
Molecule: messenger RNA, 1236 nt
Organism: Cinara cedri
Lineage: Eukaryota; Metazoa; Arthropoda; Insecta; Hemiptera; Aphididae
Source: the annotation of a GenBank genome assembly